Messenger RNA from Megalobrama amblycephala (Wuchang bream), 372 nucleotides. RefSeq names its product galactose-specific lectin nattectin-like. The coding region runs from base 1 to 372 and encodes 123 amino acids. Lineage: Eukaryota; Metazoa; Chordata; Actinopteri; Cypriniformes; Xenocyprididae. The record is from RefSeq and is a predicted model, not a curated record. The transcript has 3 exons. Gene Ontology annotation, molecular function: signaling receptor activity.
AUGAUCCAUACAGAGACCUGUGACAGUGGCUGGGCUGCAUACAGAUGCAGAUGCUUCAAAUUUUUCAACACUCCCCAAACCUGGAUUCAAGCAGAGAAAACGUGUUUGGCCUAUAAUGGGAACCUGGCGUCUGUCCACACCCAUUUGGAGUACACUUUCAUACAGAACCUGAUCCGAAAUACAAAUCAUGCUUUAACGGAGGCCUGGAUUGGGGGAUCCGAUGCGGUUUUGGAGGGAACGUGGCUCUGGAGUGACGGGAGCAGAAUGAACCUCGAACUUUGGGCUCCUGGACAACCGGAUUAUUAUAACAGUCCUCACGAGGACUGCCUUGGGAUGAACUUUGGAAGUAAGGGCCGUAUUUUAAUAAUCUAA